AUGUUCGCUCCUCCAAACAGCGGACUACCACCUAGCUAUCACUCCAGCGCCAACCCCUCUCUAGUGGGAGGUUUUGGCAGCGAUGGGCUCGAUCCCGCCCCGGCAUACGAUUGGGGGUUGGCUCUGGAUGUUGACAGGUCAAGCAACGAGCAAGAAACAUUAGCACGACAUGUCAGUAAUGAUCAGCCUCAACCACCAGCUCCCUUACCGGAGGUUCCACGUCGGUUCAACUACUACCGCGCCAUAAGCGCCGACAUUCUGGCAGACUUCGACUUCCCACUGCCCGUGGCCAAGUCCACGGCCACAGAGGCGGCGAUGCCUUCUUCUUCUACUCCACCACCACAAAGGGGCUACCGGCCGACCCCAGCGUCUAUCCUCGAGGAUUUUGACGUUGCAACCUUUUCACCACAGACCACAGGUGGGAGCUCCAGCACCGCAGCUAGUACGCCGCCAGUAUUGUCGCCGCCCACACGCUCGAGGUCAACGUCGAAGCUCGCGUCGGCGUCGGCGUCGACGGCUUCGAAUAAUCCGUAUGUCGAGCUUCUUGAGCAGAAGGAGCAAGCAAUGACGGUUGCCUUUUUGCGCAGGCAAGACUCAGCGUCGGGAUCUCGGUCUACGGAUCUUGGAGCUGAUGAUUUCAGUUUCGGUCAAAGAUACCACAAGGCAGCAGACACAACUGAUGUUGUUGUUACCAGGCAAAGACUACCAGCAAAUGAUCUAAGCGGUUCUCGAGAAUGCCCGAUUUGUGCCGAAACAAGGGAAAUUUCGUCAUUUCCCGUCCUAAGUGUGACUCCAAUGUGUACUCACCCGCCAGAAGCGUGCCUAGAGUGCCUUCAAAUAUCCAUCAAAUCAGAUCUGAAUAGCAAGCUAUGGACCGAGAUCCGGUGUCCAGAAUGCCGCGAGUUGCUAGAAUACAUCGACAUUCAGAAGUACGCAGACGAAGAGACAUUUGCCCGAUAUGAGGCUUUGGCACUUCGCGCUGCCAUGGCUGAAGCUGAUAACUUCAUUUGGUGUACGGCAAACUGUGGGUCGGGCCAGCUUCACGAUACUGGCGGAGAUCAACCCAUUGUGACAUGUUUGCAUUGUAGUCAGCGGUCUUGUUUUAGCCAUAACGUUACGUGGCACGAGAACCUAUCGUGUGAGGAGUACGAUGCGCUGCUGCGAGACCCAGAAAACUUCCGCUCGCGCAUCGAGAUGGAGUAUGACGAGUUCGACUCGGCGCGACAGGCGCAGGAAGACGCCGAUCGGGCAAUGGCGCAGGGCCUUAUGGCCGAACAACAGGCUGAGAUUCAGGAGCAUGAAGCUAGAGAGCGUGCCGAGAGGGAGAGAGCCCGAAAGGCGGCAGCCCUGGCGAGGAAGGUUGCUGCUCGCCGAAAAGCGGAAGAAGAGCAAAGCCGAGUGACCGUAAGCCGGACAACAAAGCCUUGCCCUGGUUGUGGAUGGGCCAUUGAGAAGAAUUCCGGGUGGUAA
Colletotrichum phormii is the source of this 1470-nucleotide messenger RNA. RefSeq lists its product as uncharacterized. Gene Ontology annotation, biological process: positive regulation of proteasomal ubiquitin-dependent protein catabolic process; ubiquitin-dependent protein catabolic process; protein polyubiquitination. Gene Ontology annotation, molecular function: zinc ion binding; ubiquitin protein ligase activity; ubiquitin conjugating enzyme binding. The record is from RefSeq and is a predicted model, not a curated record. NCBI's taxonomy places the organism in Eukaryota, Fungi, Ascomycota, Sordariomycetes, Glomerellales, Glomerellaceae. The transcript is spliced from 3 exons. Bases 1 to 1470 code for a protein of 489 amino acids. Gene Ontology annotation, cellular component: ubiquitin ligase complex; cytoplasm.